AUGUGGACUACUUCACUCGUCCUGCUGCUUGUGACUCUGCUCUUCUCUGCUUGUUCUGAGAGCAGCAGCCACUUCUUCCAUUCGGACACACUGAACGAUGAUGCUCCUGUUAAACCCUCCAAGUCCACGGUUAGUGCCAAAGGCUGGGACACAUGCUCCAUCCCAUGUGACAUCACAGUCAAACUAUUACGAGACGAAAAACACUCCAUUUGUGGACAGCUGCAGCAGUCGCUUCUGGCCUUUGGACGAAGCACAAGGAAACUGAUGAGAGACGUGAUGGAGGAGCAGCAGCGAGCCCUGGAAAUCCUCAGUGCUCAGGUGGCAGAGCUGAUGACCAAAGUGCAGACGCUGAGCUCAGAGGUCCAAAGGAGCAACACAGAGAUGUACACCAUCAAACCAGCACAGUCACAUGGGCGGGACUGCAGCGACAUAAGGGAUAAUCUAUUGGCAGUGGUCCCAAAAAUCCCAAGUGGUAUUUACAUCAUUAAUCCAGAAAACACUGAAUCUUCUUUUGAGGUUUUCUGUGAGAUGGAUUACAUGGGAGGAGGUUGGACAGUGAUGCAGAGGCGAACUGAUGGACUAACAGAUUUUAAGAGAUCAUGGGGAGAUUACAGCGAUGGCUUUGGGAAUCUAGCAGGAGAACACUGGUUGGGCCUAAAGAAAGUGUUUCAGAUUGUGAGCCAGAAAGACACACGUUUCCAGCUCCAUGUCGCUCUUGUCUCAAAAGAUGACAUCACAUCAUACGCCUCAUACGAUGACUUUCAGCUGGACAAUGAAACUCAGUUCUUUGGGCUACACCUGGGACGCUAUGCAGGCAGUGCAGGUGAUGCAUUUCGCGGCUAUGACCAAGACCAGAAUCAGGACACGGCUCCCUUCAGCUCCUCAGAUGUGGACAACGAUGGCUGUAACCCGUCCUGCUCCUUCAGUAACCGCACAGUGGAGAGCUGCAGUGCUCUGCACAACCAGACAGGAUGGUGGUUUAACCAGUGUGGCCUGGCCAACCUCAACGCAUCCCCACAGGACACUGACUCGAGCCAGAGGGCCAGCAUCCUGUGGGAAACAUGGAGACAAAACGGGGUUCCUCUUGACAUUAAAGCUGUGACGAUGAAGAUUCGGAGGAUCCCAACCAAUAACUGA
Knipowitschia caucasica is the source of this 1137-nucleotide messenger RNA. Lineage: Eukaryota; Metazoa; Chordata; Actinopteri; Gobiiformes; Gobiidae. The record is from the annotation of a GenBank genome assembly.